Molecule: messenger RNA, 2266 nt
Organism: Cucumis melo (muskmelon)
Lineage: Eukaryota; Viridiplantae; Streptophyta; Magnoliopsida; Cucurbitales; Cucurbitaceae
Product: protein SINE1
Exons: 3
Coding region: 149-2023 (624 amino acids)
Cellular component (GO): microtubule
Molecular function (GO): microtubule binding
Source: RefSeq, a predicted model, not a curated record
CCCCAGAAAAGGAAAUCAAAUCCCCCAUAUCAGACACCACCAAAUCCAUAAAUUCAAAUCCCUCAACAAUCCCUAAUUCUUCACUCUCUUUCUUCUUCUUCUUCCUUAUCUUCUUCUUUCCAUUUCUCCUCAUACAUCUCUCAACGCCAUGAAAGCAAUCUCUGAAACUCAAAGAUCUUUUAUGAGCAAAAAUUUGAGUCCAAUGCUUCGGCGGGAGUUUGCUAAUCUUGAUAAAGAUGCUGAUAGUCGCAGAUCUGCGAUGAAGGCAUUGAGAACUUAUGUGAAGGAAUUAGACUCCAAGGCUAUCCCUGUUUUUCUUGCUCAAGUUUCUGAAAACAAAGAAACUGGUGCUUUAAAUGGGGAAUGUACAAUUUCUCUUUAUGAAGUUCUAGCUCGUGUUCACGGUGUCAAUAUUGUGCCGCAGAUUGAUCGGAUUAUGACUUCCAUUAUCAAGACUUUGGCUUCAAGUGCUGGCUCUUUCCCUCUUCAACAAGCUUGCUCUAAAGUUGUUCCGGCGAUUGCGAGAUACGGGAUCGAUCCCACCACUCCUGAUGAUAAGAAGAAGCAUGUGAUUUAUUCUCUUUGUAAUCCGCUGUCGGAAUCUUUGUUGGGUUCUCAAGAGAGUCUCACUGCUGGUGCUGCCCUCUGCUUGAAGGCUCUGGUGGACUCGGAUAACUGGCGGUUUGCUUCCGAUGAGAUGGUUAAUAAGGUUUGCCAGAAUGUUGCUGGAGCUUUGGAGGAGAAAUCUACCCAAACGAAUUCACACAUGGGGCUUGUUAUGUCACUAGCUAAGCGGAAUCCUCGGAUUGUUGAACCGUAUGCUAGAUUGUUGCUACAGGCAGGGCUGCGAAUAUUGAAGUGUGGGGUUGUGGAGAAAAAUUCUCAGAAAAGACUGUCUGCCAUUCAAAUGAUUAACUUCUUGAUGAGAUGUCUUGAUCCUUGGAGUAUAUUUUCGGAGCUUCAGUCGAUAAUUGAGGAGAUGGAGAAUUGUCAGUCUGAUCAAAUGCCUUAUGUCAAAGGUGCAGCUUUUGAAACUUUGCAAACGGCUAAGAAAAUAUUGGCUGAUAAAGGGUCGAAAAUGGACAAAUCUCCAAGCUCGGUGACGGGAUCAAACUUCAUUGAUCAUAGGAGAAGAAGUCCAUGGAGGAAUGGUGGAAGCCGAACUCCCUCAUCAGAAUCUCCAGAAUCCCAGACCCUUGAUUCCUUCUUCGAUUACGGCUCGCUUGUAGGAUCACCUUUUUCAUCAAGACAAGCUUCACGUAACUCAGCAUUUGACCGUAGGAGUGUGAAUCGUAAACUUUGGAGUUAUGAGAAUGGUGGGGUUGAUAUAUCACUCAAGGAUGGCUUGUCUUUGUUCUCGGAAGUUACUCGUGGAACCGAUGUUUCCGACACCAUGUCUUUGCACUCUGGAAGUCACAAAUUUGGCCAUAAUGGUGAAGAAUAUGCAGAUGAUUUUUCAGGGUUUUUUCAAAUGAGUCCUCCUAGACGCAGACUUUCAAGAAGCACUACAACCAGCCCCCUUCGGUCUCGUAGUUACAUUAAAGUUGAAGAUAUGAUCUUCAAAACGCCUCGAAAGCUCGUCCAUUCCCUUCAGGAUCUAAACGAGACGAACUCCGACUAUGCUAGCGGAAGUAGCCGACGUAGGCAUAGGAGUUUGUCAUCAGGGAAUUUGGAGUGGAGUCCUCCAAGAGCAUUUCUAAAUCGUAAUGGUUCUGCUGAUGAACGGAAACUCAGCAAAGAGGAUGAAGACGGAUUAGACAUCGAUAACGGUGAGCAAUCACAAGGUAGUUCCGAAUCGAUCUCUUCAACCGAUGGUGUCCCUACCCAUGUUGAUGUCCAAGCUAUGCCUGUGGCAGUGACUUGUCAAAGUAAAAUCAAACCUCAAUAUUAUGGCAUGGAGAUGGCAUAUAAGAAGACUGCUUUGAAAUUGGUAUGUGGCUUUUCAUUUUUGCUUUUUACAAUAUUCACUUCAUUGCUAUGGAUUGAUGAUCAUGACCAAGGUUCCUAUCUUGUACCAACAUAAUGUUCUUGUUGUGCUUCAACUAAAAUAGGGUUAAAAGUGUUUGUUGUAAGUUUGUUGAGUUCAAAUGUUGUGUGUCAAGUAGCAAGAAAGGCAUAUAGAAGUUAGAAGGAAAAAGCAAAUGGAUUAGAUUAGAUGGAUUUGGACAAUGACUCAAUGUAAGAAUCCCAAUGUGGCCAAUGAAGUUCUUGACCACAAUAGGUAUCUUUUUUACCUUUGCAAAUUAUAGAAUAUGAUUGCUUUCUA